AUGGCGUGUGUGAGUGAGGCAGAUGAUGGCAGCUGUGAUGUGCCCCCCCCUGGAGGUAGGGGAGGAGGAGAAAGACAAGAGGAGAAAAAGAAAACAAAUCCAACAGGAUGGGUCGGAGGGCGACAACUUGAGUCCAUGAUCCCGGGUCAGGUCAAUCAACGGGCGUGGCACCCUUGUCGAACAUGA
This is a messenger RNA of Trichoderma gamsii, 186 nucleotides long. RefSeq lists its product as hypothetical. The record is from RefSeq and is a predicted model, not a curated record. The transcript has 2 exons. The coding region runs from base 1 to 186 and encodes 61 amino acids. Lineage: Eukaryota; Fungi; Ascomycota; Sordariomycetes; Hypocreales; Hypocreaceae.